Messenger RNA from Otolemur garnettii (small-eared galago), 498 nucleotides. It is a transcript of the gene RMI2, whose product is annotated as RecQ mediated genome instability 2. The transcript is spliced from 2 exons. The coding region runs from base 9 to 455 and encodes 148 amino acids. Lineage: Eukaryota; Metazoa; Chordata; Mammalia; Primates; Galagidae. Gene Ontology annotation, cellular component: nuclear speck; cytosol. Gene Ontology annotation, biological process: maintenance of rDNA; DNA repair; negative regulation of double-strand break repair via homologous recombination. The record is from RefSeq and is a predicted model, not a curated record.
AGGACAGAAUGGCUGCAGCUGUGGAGUCGUUUUCCGGCGGUGGCUCAGCGGCCGUGCGGUUGCCGCGGUCGCCGCCGCUCAAGGUGCUGGCGGAGCACCUGCGGCGCGACACAGAAGGUGGCCCGGGCGCGUGGCAGCUGUCGCGGGCGGCAGCGGGCCGCGGGCCGCUGGAGCUGGUGGCCGUGUGGAUGCAAGGCACGGUGGUGGCAGCGGGCGACGGUGAGGCCCGGCUGUGGGACCCGACCGGGGCCUUCUCUGUGCGCGGCCUGGAUCGGGUGCCGCGCGGGCGGCCUUGCGUCACCCCAGGAAAGUAUGUGAUGGUAAUGGGAGUGGUGCUAGCCUGCAGCCCUGAACCGUGCCUUCUGGCGGUGAAGAUGACAGAUCUUUCUGAUAAUCCCAUCCAUGAAAGAAUGUGGGCACUGGAAGUGGAAGAUUUACACAGGAGUAUUCCUUAGAUCAGGCGUCCUCAAACUAUGGCCCGCAGGCCCCAUGCAGCCU